AUGGAACAGAUCUUGAAACAAGCCUGGAUUAGAGCUGGCAAUAUGGCCAGAUCACCAUCUAAGUUAAUGUUAUGUAUCCUUCCUAACUACAGCGUACCAUUUUAUGCCGUAAUUAAACGUGUGUGUGAUACAGUAAUUGAUGUUGUUACCCAAUGCGUUCAAUCCAAACAUAUUUUUCAAGCAAAAAGACUAUAUUGCGCUAUUUUGUGUCUUAAAAUGAACGUUAAACUUGAUGACAUGAAUUCAUUCGUUAAUCCACAAGAAAUCAUCUAUGACUUAGGAGGUGUCUCAGAGGGUCAAUUUUAUCAAGUGUUUGAUUUUGAAAUUGAAGCAGUAAGGAGGACAGAUGCAUGUACAGCACUUGAAGCUACUUAUAAACCAUCAAUCACCUUUGUAGUUGUACAGAGAGGUCGUCACACUCGCUUAUUCUCUAAGGACGUGAGAGAUUUAGAUAGGAUAGGAAACACUCUUGUUGGGACGGUUGUUGAAUCAACAAUAACACAUCCUUUUGAAUUCAAUCUUGUUCUUGGGCUAGGGAUUCAUUCACAAGGUGAAAAUUGGGAUAUAAUUUCAGAAUGCCUUGAUUCUGUAUCAACUGAUGUUAAGAAUGCGAAAACCAACAAAAUUAUUUUGAAAAACAAAGUUCAAAAUGUACCAGAUUUUCAAAUACAAAGAUCUCACUACAACAAAGUUGAAUUUUCCUUUGCAACUGAUACUUAUAAACAUAAAGAGCUAUCACCUUUAAAACCAAAAUUUCAAUUAAUUGCGCCUGAUUUUUCAGAUGAGGAAUCAUCAGAUGACAAAAUCUUUUCUUCAAUUGGUCCUUUGGCUACUUUAUCACCUAUGGAUAUUAAUGUACCUAAUAUUUCUCAUCCAAUUACUAAACUGAACUUAGCAACCAAACUUGAUACAACAACAUCAUCACAAAAUAACCUUUCUUUUCAAGAUAAAACUCUUAUUCAAUGGCUAAAAAUGCGUAAAGAUCUUAUACUUCAGGCAUUAAAUGCAAUGUUUUCAUCAGAUAUAUCAUAUUAG
Messenger RNA from Funneliformis mosseae, 1035 nucleotides. The record is from the annotation of a GenBank genome assembly. Lineage: Eukaryota; Fungi; Glomeromycota; Glomeromycetes; Glomerales; Glomeraceae.